Molecule: messenger RNA, 2361 nt
Organism: Leptopilina boulardi
Lineage: Eukaryota; Metazoa; Arthropoda; Insecta; Hymenoptera; Figitidae
Exons: 3
Coding region: 534-1628 (364 amino acids)
Biological process (GO): regulation of transcription by RNA polymerase II
Cellular component (GO): RNA polymerase II transcription regulator complex
Molecular function (GO): DNA-binding transcription factor activity, RNA polymerase II-specific; protein dimerization activity; RNA polymerase II transcription regulatory region sequence-specific DNA binding
Source: RefSeq, a predicted model, not a curated record
UAUCGGAUGUCCGCGCUCAUUCUCAAUGUAGACGCCAUGCCGAGCGUAGCACGCGGUCCGAUUAACGCGCAUCGCAAUUAAAAAACAAAAAUUAAGUGAUAAUUAGUUUUUGUUUUUGUUUUUUUUAAUUGUACUAUAUCGGAAUUAGAUUCCAAAGAAGAAAGUGAAUUUAAACAAUUUUGUGCCUUUUGUGCAAAAAAAAAAAACGACCGUUAGUGAUACCCCUCUCCCUCCAUUUUGAAAACAAAAUUUCCAAGAAAGUGAAAGUGUGUAUUUGUAUUUUCUCCGAAAGUGCAAAAUUUCAGUGUAUUUUAAUUUUUGCUGAAUUAUUUCAGUAAUAUUUGAAUUCAUAUUCCAAAAAAGGAUGUUCCUAUUUGCGAUUAAUUUGAUUUUAGAAUUUUUGAAAAAAAAGUAAAUCCUUAAUUAUACCUAUAGUGUAAACUAACCUAUAGCUUCAAAAUUAUACCUCAACUUUUCAAAAUUGUAUUCAAAAUCAUUGAUUUUCAUUAUUUGACUAUAUUUAAUCAUCAAAAAUGACGACAAUGGGUGUAACUGUUUUCUGUAAUCGAGUCCAAAUUCCCAAUAAUGAUCGCGAUCAAAUGAUGUUAUUGCGAACAUUACAGGACAAUGAAAGCAAUAUUCUUGUUAAUAGACCACAAAUAAUAGCGCCAAAAAGUGUUCUAGUGUCAAAUUCAAGUGUACCAUUAAAUACAAAUUCAAUAAGUGUUGUUCAACCAAAUACUCUACCACCAUACGAUCCAACGAGACUCAAGAAACAUGGUAAGAAUGGUCAACCGCCACCAAUGGCAGUUGCAAGACGCAAUGCAAGGGAAAGAAAUAGAGUCAAACAGGUGAACGAUGGUUUUACAAAAUUAAGAUCAUACAUACCAAAUCAUGUUGCCGCUGGCUAUGGUGAUAGGGGGAAAAAAUUAUCUAAAGUCGAAACACUUCGAAUGGCCGUUGAAUAUAUAAGGGGGUUAAAAAAAUUAUUAGCCGACGCCGAUGGUGUUGAUUAUGAUUUUAAUAUUGAACAAGGAAUGAUGGCAACACCAUCACCAACGGGAAGUGUUCUUUCAACAAGUAAUGGUUCAGCUGGUGAAAGACUCGAUGAGGUUCAAGAGGAUUAUCUUCUCGACGAAGAUGAAGACGAUGAGGAGAGACGCCAAAGGACAUCCUUAGCAAUCAGGCUAUCACCUAAUUUACGUACAACAGCGAAAAGAAAACGUAAUUCAAUUGAUUAUUUAAUUGGUGAUGAGGAAAAUGUUGAACCAAAAGAAUCACGUGGUACAUUUGCAAGAUUUUCACCCACAACAAUAGAAUCGCCAAGUGUUGUUGUUAAAAAUGAAUUUUGUACUGAUGAUAAUUUACAACCAACAUCAAGAGUUGUAUUAUCGCCAUACAGUGGUGCAACGACGACUGAAAUUGUUGAGGUUCUUCAUCCGGAAGAUGAGGCAGGAACAACGGUUAUCUAUACCACAAGUCCUGAGCCAUUUUCGGGUGCUUUGUACUAUAAGCAUGAACCUUCUGAGACAGGCGAGUUUAUGGACGUUGUCAGCUGGUGGGAACAGGAACAGGGACGACUGGUUCAUCAUACACAACCUCACGCUCAACGACUGACGCACGUCUAACCGCAUUUUGUACAAGAGAUUUAUCUCUCUCGAUAUAUAUAUAUUUUUUUCUCGAGAAGAAGCGGCUAUAACAAUUCGAGGCAAGAGACUAUUUCAACUAACAAAAAAAAAAUUGUAAUUUAUAAAAUUAUUUAAUUUAAAUUUAAUUAAUUUAAAUCCAAAAAUAUUUAUUUCUUUUAAACAAGUUUUUAUUUAAAAAAAAACUUAUUUUCGAAACUAAAAAAACGAAAAUUAACAUUAAUAUUUUAUAAACAAUUUAAAGUGAAAUAAUAUUAAAAAAUAAAUAUUUAAAUAAUAAACUAUUUAAUAAAUCUUCCACACUGUAAUAAAAAAGAAGGAUUAAAUUUUUUUCAAAUUUUCAUUUCAAAAAUUAAAAACAAAAACAAAACUAUAAUAAAUUUUUUAACAUGUGAAAUGAAAAAAAAUUAUAUUAAAAAAAAAUUUAUUUCUUCUUUUUUAAAUUUUGGAAGGAGCAAAUUUUGAAACCGCCCUAAUAUACAAUAUAUAUAUAUAUAGAAAUCGAUAGUGAUAAAUUGAAAAAUACUAAUUUAUAUCCAAAAUGUGUCUUAAAGGUGCCUUCAAUUUAUUUAAGGCGCAUUUUUCUCUCGAGUAUAUAUAUAUAUACGUAUAUAUCAAAAAUGGUUCCUGGGAUCAAUUUUAAUUUUCACAUGGUAGAAAUUUUUUUUGUUUUACUAUGUGAAAAUUCAUCCUACAUUGUACAGAAAUAAUAUUA